AUUAGGUUAUCAUAAACAAACUAUAAUCGCUGACCUCAUUCCACUCACAGUCACCGACAGUUCCCUUCUCCUCCGCGCCCUAAGACUCAGAUACGAAUUUUCAUUUUCAGCUUUCACCGCUAAUUCAACUUCCACUCACCGCAAUUUUCUGCUUAUUUGUUGCGGUUGGAAAUGAACGGCGACGGAGAAGAGUUAACGGCGCAGGAAACCGCUCUGUAUGACCGUCAGAUUAGGGUUUGGGGUGCUGAUGCUCAAAGAAGAUUAAGCAAAGCUCAUGUCUUAGUUUAUGGAAUCAAAGGAACUAUUGCUGAGUUUUGCAAGAAUAUUGUCCUGGCUGGAGUUGGUAGUCUGACCUUAAUUGACGAUAGACCGAUCACUGAGGAAUUGCUUUCUUCAAAUUUUCUUAUUCCUCCUGAUGAGAAUAUCUAUAAUGGAAAAACCAUUGCUCAGCUUUGUUGUGAUUCACUUAAAGACUUCAAUCCUAUGGUCCGUGUUUUUGUGGAAAAAGGUGAUUUGUCAAGCUUUGAUGUUGAAUUCUUCGGCAAAUUCGAUGUUGUUGUUGUCAGUUGUUGCUCACGUUCAGCCAAAAAACUAGCCAAUGAAAAAUGCCGGAAAGCAUCAAAACGUGUAGCAUUUUAUACUGUUGACUGUCGAGAUUCUUGUGGUGAAGUUUUCGUUGAUCUGCAGGACUAUAAAUAUCAAAAGAAAAAAAUGGAGGAAACUAUUGAAUGCCACCUAAAAUAUCCAUGUUUUGAGGAUGCUCUUUCAGUACCUUGGAGGGCACUUCACAGGAGAAUGUCAAAGCUGUACUUUGCAAUGAGAGUAAUAGAGAAGUUUGAAGAGGUUGAAGGACGUAGUGCUGGAGAUGUUUCUGAUGCAGAUCUUUCCAAUGUUCUUAAGCUGAAAAAGGAGCUUUGUACUGCACAGUCUCUCAAUGAAUCUCAUGUGCCUGAUACUCUUCUGGAAAGAUUGGUAGCAGAUACAACAGAAUUUCCUCCAGUUUCUGCUGUUAUCGGGGGCAUCCUUGGACAGGAGGUUAUCAAAGCAAUUUCUGGGAAAGGGGAUCCCAUAAAAAACUUUUUCUAUUUUGAUGCUUCUGAUGGGAAGGGUAUCAUAGAAGACAUAUCUGAUUCAAAUAUUGGAAAUUGACAUCUAUGGGAAGUGUUUCUUUUUGAGUCACUGGAAAUCUUGAUUGUGAAUAUGGAAACUUCAUAUGCAACAAAGAAAACUAGUAAUUUCAGUCAACAGACUGAUUUCUCUUUGCUGUGUUAACUUAUUUAUAGUUUUGUAGUUUCAUUUAUUUGGAGCGUUUGACAAUUUAGGGUUGGAAUUGUCUCGGAAUGUAGACACUCAAAUGUAUGUAUGCUGACCAUCAAAACAUUCUCCAAGGGCAAAAGCUGUCUUUUGAAGUUACAAACCCUCAUGAUGGUUCUGUCCCGAAAGAUGGUUAUAUUUAUGUUCUGGGUUCUCCAGCCGGUAAACCUGUCUUUGAAGUUACAAAGCCUUGUGAUGGUCCUCUUCCAAAAAAAGCUUGUUAUGUUUAUGUUCUGGAUUCUCCGACGGGUAAUCCUGGUUAAUUGUACUAAUACAUUGUUACGUUUUGCUGAAUUGAUGAUAUCAGUAUUAGUACCUAUUAUAAUUC
Messenger RNA from Medicago truncatula (barrel medic), 1642 nucleotides. Its product is annotated as SUMO-activating enzyme subunit 1A. Gene Ontology annotation, biological process: protein sumoylation. Bases 172 to 1149 code for a protein of 325 amino acids. The transcript has 11 exons. The record is from RefSeq and is a predicted model, not a curated record. Gene Ontology annotation, cellular component: cytoplasm; SUMO activating enzyme complex. Gene Ontology annotation, molecular function: SUMO activating enzyme activity. Lineage: Eukaryota; Viridiplantae; Streptophyta; Magnoliopsida; Fabales; Fabaceae.